CCUACUCAACUGCCAAAGUAUGCAGCUCGCCAUUGAGGUGUUUUAUAACAUGUGUGUUCUCUUUGAUGCAAAAGAAUGUACCCAUUUGGUAAAAACAAGCCAAACCUACCUCAACAGCUGCAUUUCACAAAGCAAGAAAAACAAGGAUGGAGAAAGUCAAUAUGUAUCAGAAGCUGAGGAAAUGAUCACUGAUAAAAGUAAUAGCAUUGUUGGAACAUCACCUUUCACACAUACUUUUCAAGUGAUACGGGACCAAGCAGAGUGUGACUUUCUGUCUGAUGAUUCAGCCAACAUUAAAAACCAUUACUUUUGUCCUGGUAUAAUUGAUGUUCUGCUGAAAAACUACAUGGGGAUCAUCCCACUGUGGAGUGGUUUGUUGCUUGGAGAUCUGACACGACAUGAGACACCAACAACUGGUGAAACAAACAAAACUUGCAAAACCAGAGAAACAAACUGCCAUGUGGAGCUAUGGUUUGGUUUGGUGAAACGAAACAUCCUGGGAAAGAAGAAGUACCUCAGACCAGCAGAGUUCAUCUCCAAAAUGUUUUCCUCUUUACAAGGACGAUAUGUAGAGCACAUUAUGCAGCAUGGUCUUCCAAUGAAAGUUCUUGACAAAGCCUUCACAGUUUCUAACAAACCUGUAGAUGAUCAUGAAGAGAAAUGGAAGAAGAGGGAAAGUUCUGCUGGUCAAUCUAAGUCCAAGUCCAAGUACUUCAAUCCCCCGAAGAGAAUACAAAAUCCUAAACCUUCACAACACACUAAAACAAAGAUCAAAGGAGCAGAUGCCGAUCAGCAUAAUAAAGAAUCACAGUUAACUCAGCUUUGGAAAAAGAGUGAUACAGAAGUUGUUGUUGCAGUUGUCCCUUCACAAAUUAAGGGUCGGAGCUUUGUCAUCCACCAUUCAGAGCUGUGCUCUCUUCGUCCACAUCAGUGGUUGAAUGGGGAGAUCAUUGAAAGCCUGUUUCAUGUGGCUGCCCAUGCAUCGGGAGUGGUGGACACCAUUUACAUCCUCAGUCACUACACAGCUGGUGUGAUUUUGUUUGGGGACAGAACAGAGCUUCCUCGCCAAAGUUUACCUAGGGUGAACUUUGACAACUAUGAAGCAGUUCUAUCUUUUGUGCUGGUGAACAACAACCACUGGAAGUUGCUGUACAUCAAUACAAAUGCCAGCACAGUAUUCCUAAUGGAUCCUGCACAACUGUCAUCAGAGCUCGAGGACUCCAAAAAUGCAGCUAAAAGAAUACAGGAAUACUUCAAGAUGAGAAGGACAUGCCAUGGGAAAACAGAUUGGGUUGGGAUCCGAUGGAAAGGGGGGGCUAUGAGACACCCCAUUCAACAAGAUGGAAGCAGCUGUGGAGUCAUUGUAGUGAAAAUGGCGAAAGCACUGAUGGAGGCCUUUCCUCUUAUGCCAGAUGUGGAAUUUGACACCACCAAAAAAGGCAAUGAAAGAUGAAAGAAAAGCUCUGGGUCUUCAUAUCCUUGAAGCAUCAGUGUUCGAUGACCAGACUUGCUGUGCAAUGUGUGCUGCCUACAAGCCCCCAGUUUCGGGACCUCAAAUGACAGACUGGAUCCAGUGCGACAGGUGUGACAAAUGGUUUCAUGCCCUGUGCCUAGACAUCAAAAGCAACCAAUAUGAAAAGGCAAAGAGAGGCAGCUGGAAAUGUCUGUUGUGCACGUAAUAAAAAAAUCUUUCUACCCUGUUGAAUGUAGUUCAAAAGAAAUAAUUUGAAAUUAUAUGUAGAAAAUAAAACUGUACUUCGUUUCAA
This is a messenger RNA of Archocentrus centrarchus (flier cichlid), 1766 nucleotides long. RefSeq lists its product as uncharacterized. Gene Ontology annotation, molecular function: cysteine-type peptidase activity. The transcript has 9 exons. The coding region runs from base 20 to 1453 and encodes 477 amino acids. The record is from RefSeq and is a predicted model, not a curated record. NCBI's taxonomy places the organism in Eukaryota, Metazoa, Chordata, Actinopteri, Cichliformes, Cichlidae. Gene Ontology annotation, biological process: proteolysis.